UUGUAUUAAGACCUAAAGUGCACCUUGGUGGGGUUGUGGUUUUGAGCCUUCCCUUUAACGGAGAUUCAUAGGCAGGAAGCGGAGAUGUAUAGUACAGACUAGGGGCUGGAGCAAAAGGAAAAUCUGUUUCAUAAAUAGUUAUUCUCAGAAAAUAAAAUGAUAACAAAUACCAUGGCAUUCAUUCGAGCAAGUGGACUUGUCUGACCCGAAAAGGGAAGAAUAGCUCUUCAUAAGUGGGACAAGAUAAUUCUUACAUUUGGUACCGAAAGCCAUUGCUGAUAACUUUUUAAGCAAGCUCCGCUUCUGGGACUCUGAAUAUAUGCCUGUGCUGUCAUUGCUUUUCAAUUUCUAGGAUUUGCCAACUAUGUGUUUCUUGCCAUUGUUUUUGUUAGGUUUGACUAUGAAGGUCUUUAAUCUAAAUUAUUGUCCACCAGUCUGAAGAAAAAAUAGGAGGAAAUUGUAAUAACUUUUUGAUAUUGAAAUUGCGUAUUUGUUUGCUUAGACUAAUAUUUUGUAAGUUCAAAAAUUAUUAAAUUUUGUGAAUUUAAGGUUCAUAAUUAUAAUAUGAAGUUAAUACAGUAUUUAAAAAUAAUUAUACUAAUGUUAUAUAUUUGCCAUUAAAUUCUCUGGCGUCAACGCGCGGCAUUCUAUUAGUUUUAAAAAGAAACUAGUUGAAGUUGAGUUGUAUUCCGGUGGAAAAGUUGCAAUUGUUGGGAAUCUUUCCUUCUAAAUAAAUUAUACUACUCUAAUAAAGAACCUGAAAAGUUCAAAUUUUUUAUCGUUUUUAUCAAAGCAAAUAUGGCAAUUAGCAUUAGCAUUAGCAAGAGAGCAUAUUCCAAUACCCUAGAUGAAGGGCGCGAGUAAUAAGGGCUGGAAUUAGAUAAAGACCCCAAAAACCUCACAGCCUCCUCUGUUUCUUCUCUGCUAAAACCUCUCUUAACCUCUCUUUUCAACUUUUCAAUACAAAAGCCACAAAUUUUUUUUUUUUUUAAAAAAGGUUUCUUUCUUUUUCCCUUCUUACAGACUCUCUUUGUCCCUGCAAUUUUGAAUUGAUGGCGACACGGGUUGCUGGGAAAUUGUUUAGAGAUUUAAUUCGCCAAAGGGUUAUUUCAACUUCCAUUGGAGCUUCCAGACAUAGCUCUUCUGCUGCUACUUCUGCUCCUAAAAUCCCUCAUUCUUCCAAAAAGGGGAGGUUAUUGACCGGAGCCACCAUAGGCUUAAUUAUAGCAGGAGGAGCUUAUGUUGGUACAGUUGAUGAAGAAACUUUCUGUGGUUGGCUAUUCUCAGCGACAAAACUUGUAAACCCAUUCUUUGCACUUUUGGAUGCUGAGGUUGCUCAUAGACUAGCUGUUUCAGCUGCUGCACGUGGCUGGGUUCCCAGGGAGAAGAGGCCUGAUCCACCAAUUUUGGGAUUAGAAGUUUGGGGGAGGAAGUUUUCAAAUCCUAUAGGUCUUUCUGCUGGCUUCGAUAAAAAUGCAGAAGCUGUUGAAGGCUUACUUGGUAUGGGUUUUGGCUUUGUGGAAGUUGGAUCAGUAACCCCUAUCGCACAAGAGGGUAAUCCAAAGCCACGCAUCUUUAGAUUGCGACAAGAAGGUGCUAUCAUAAAUCGAUGUGGAUUCAAUAGUGAAGGAAUUGAUGCUGUUGCAAAUCGAUUGUCUACCCAGCAUGGUAAAAGGAAGUUAGAGAAGUUAGAGACUUCAAGCUCUUCAUCACCCUUGAGUGAUGAAAACAAACAUGGAGGCAAAGCUGGUCCUGGAAUUCUUGGAGUCAAUCUUGGAAAGAAUAAGACAAGUGAGGAUGCCGCUGUCGACUAUGUACAAGGAGUUCAUAUGUUAUCCCAGUAUGCUGAUUACUUGGUUAUUAAUGUUUCAUCACCAAACACUCCUGGAUUGCGUAUGCUUCAGGGAAGGAAACAGUUGAAGGAUCUUGUUACAAAGGUUCAAGCUGCUCGUGAUGAAAUGCAGUGGGAUGAGGUGGGCCCUCCUCCACUGCUUGUUAAAAUUGCUCCAGACUUGUCUAAAGAAGACCUUGAGGAUAUAGCAGCAGUUGCUGUUGCCCUCCAAUUGGAUGGAUUGAUUAUAUCAAACACAACCAUUUCAAGACCAGACCCUGUAAAUAAAAAUCCAGUCUGUGCAGAAUCUGGUGGCUUUAGUGGGAAGCAUCUCUUUAAUUUGUCAACCAACAUCUUAAAGGAGAUGUAUGUCCUGACAAGGGGACAGAUCCCUUUAAUAGGCUGUGGUGGUAUUUGCAGUGGUGAGGAUGCAUACAAAAAAAUAAGGGCUGGAGCAACUCUCGUUCAGCUUUAUACAGCAUUUGCAUAUGGAGGCCCUGCCUUAAUUCCUCAAAUAAAGGCUGAACUUGCUGAGUGCUUAGAAAGGGAUGGUUUCAAAUCUAUCCAUGAAGCUGUUGGUGCUGAUUGCAGGCAGUACCUGCCUUAACAACAAGAAAUUCAUCACAAACUAGCUGUAUUUUAAUCGUGGCCUAUGCUUAUCCCAACAUGGUCACUCUUGCUCGGCUCUAUUUUUUUCUUGUGAUUUUGCAUAAAGUUUACCCUUCCUUUCUUCAUCAGUUUGAGAGGAUUUACAUGUAUAAUGUGGGAAAACAUUUUUGAUACAAUCAGUGGCGGAGCCACAUAAUAAUAUAUAUAAUUUAUAAAUGCUCUAUUUAAAAAUUAAAAAUA
This is a messenger RNA of Durio zibethinus, 2680 nucleotides long. RefSeq names its product dihydroorotate dehydrogenase (quinone), mitochondrial-like. Gene Ontology annotation, cellular component: cytoplasm; mitochondrial inner membrane. Gene Ontology annotation, biological process: pyrimidine ribonucleotide biosynthetic process; 'de novo' pyrimidine nucleobase biosynthetic process. NCBI's taxonomy places the organism in Eukaryota, Viridiplantae, Streptophyta, Magnoliopsida, Malvales, Malvaceae. Gene Ontology annotation, molecular function: dihydroorotate dehydrogenase activity. The record is from RefSeq and is a predicted model, not a curated record.